AUGGCAGAAGUAACAGCAACUCAAACCGAGUACCACGAUACAGAACUUGUAAAUACCGUUAAUGAAAGUACGAACGACCCUGAUAGUCGUGUAAUUAUCAUUGCAAUCGAUCAUUCUACACAUUCACAUCAUGCGUUCGAUUGGGCGGUAAAAAACUUUCUCAGAAAAAAGGGUGACAAGGUCGUUCUAGUAAACGUACGUCCAGUCCCGACAGUUCCGGGACCAUAUGGUGAGCCAGCCGCUAUUGGUGCGGCUUACAUGGACUUUAGCGAAGUAGUCAGUAAUCUCGAAGAGCAGUAUCGAGCAAACAGUCAUUCACUAUUGAAAGACUUUGCCAGCAAGUUAAAGGCUCAGGGUUUUGAAUGUAAAGCAAUAGCCAUGCGAGGUGAUGCACGAGAUGAACUGGUUCGUAAAGUAACCGAACUCAAAGCGGAUGCACUUGUUAUUGGUUCCCGUGGUCUUGGUGUAUUCAAGCGGUAA
Messenger RNA from Paraglomus occultum, 480 nucleotides. NCBI's taxonomy places the organism in Eukaryota, Fungi, Glomeromycota, Glomeromycetes, Paraglomerales, Paraglomeraceae. The record is from the annotation of a GenBank genome assembly.